Neogale vison (American mink) is the source of this 14423-nucleotide messenger RNA. It is a transcript of the gene ZNF704, whose product is annotated as zinc finger protein 704. Gene Ontology annotation, cellular component: nucleus. Lineage: Eukaryota; Metazoa; Chordata; Mammalia; Carnivora; Mustelidae. The record is from RefSeq and is a predicted model, not a curated record. The coding region runs from base 205 to 2016 and encodes 603 amino acids. The transcript is spliced from 9 exons. Gene Ontology annotation, biological process: regulation of transcription by RNA polymerase II. Gene Ontology annotation, molecular function: DNA-binding transcription factor activity; RNA polymerase II cis-regulatory region sequence-specific DNA binding.
AAGGCGGCGCCCGCGCCUCUGCAGCCAGUGGCAGCCGCAAGCCCGGGGAGGCGGCUCCCGCAGCCCCCCGCAGCCCCCCGCAGCCCCGCGCCCGGGGCGCCUGCGACCACAGCGGCCGCCCGGGGGAGGAAGAGGAGGAGGAGGAGGAGGAGGAGGUGACAAACUCUCCGGCUCCGCGCCGCGGCUGGCAGCCCGCGGUCAGGCAUGCAGGCGCGGCGUCUAGCCAAGCGCUCCAGCCUGGGCAGCCGCCGGGGGGGCGCCGCGUUGCAGGCGCCCGGACCCGCGCCUGCCAGGGAAGGCACCUUGCCCGGCCUCCCACCGCUCGGCCCGGGCCCGGCCGCGGCCCCAGCCCCGGCCCCGGCCCCGGCCCCGGCCCCGGCCCCGGCUCCGGCCCCGGCCCCGGCCCCGGAGAGCUGGAGGCCGCCGCUGCCGCCACCGCGCAGCGCCGGGACCGGCCCCCCCCGGGCCGCCGGGGCCGCCGCCGCCUCGUCGCCCGUGCUGCUGCUUCUGGGGGAGGAAGACGAGGACGAGGAAGGAGGGAGCAGGCGGCGGAGGGGGCUCGGGCGGGUGGAGGAGAAGCCCCGAGGGGGCGCGGAGGAGGAGGAUGACGACGAGGAAGACGAGGACGAGGAGGUGGUCGUCGAGGUGGUGGACGGCGACGACGACGAGGAGGACAGCGAGGAGCGCUUCAUGCCCCUCGGCCCCGGCCGUGCGGUCCCCAAGGGCCCGGCCCGGGGCGCGUUGAAGGUGGGGAGCAUUAAACGGGAAAUGACCUUCACAUUUCAACCAGAGGACUUAAAACGUGACUCUAGUAAAAAAAUGUCUCAUCAACACUUGUUUCCCUUGGCCAUGGAGGAAGAUGUGAAAACAGCAGACACCAAAAAAGCCAACCGAGCCCUUGACCAUGAAAAAGAAAAUACUCGCUCCAUCUGUCUCCUUGAGCAAAAACGAAAAGUUGUUUCUUCCAAUAUUGAUGUUCCUCCAGCAAGGAAAUCCUCAGAGGAACUGGACAUGGACAAGGUGACAGCAGCAAUGGUACUAACCAGCUUGUCCACCAGCCCUUUGGUUCGGAGCCCACCUGUGCGGCCGAAUGAGGGCCUCAGCGGAUCCUGGAAGGAGGGAGGCGGCGUGCCUUCCAGCAGCAGCAGCGGCUACUGGAGCUGGAGCGCCCCCAGCGACCAGUCCAACCCGUCCACCCCGUCGCCGCCGCUGUCCGCCGACAGCUUCAAGCCCUUCCGCAGCCCAGCGCCGCAGCCGCCGCCGGACGACGGCAUCGACGAAGCGGAGGCCAGCAACUUGCUCUUUGACGAGCCCAUCCCCAGGAAAAGAAAGAAUUCUAUGAAGGUGAUGUUCAAAUGCCUCUGGAAGAACUGCGGGAAGGUGCUGAGCACGGCAGCGGGCAUCCAGAAACACAUACGGACCAUUCAUCUUGGGCGUGUUGGGGACUCGGACUACAGUGAUGGCGAAGAGGACUUUUACUACACGGAGAUCAAGCUCAACACAGACUCAGUGGCAGAUGGGCUGAGCAGCCUGGCCCCCGUGUCACCGUCUCAGUCCCUGGCUUCGCCUCCUACUUACCCCAUCCCAGAUUCAAGCCGAACAGAGACUCCUUGUGCCAAAACUGAGACUAAACUGAUGACACCCUUGAGCCGCUCAGCUCCCACCACCCUCUACCUCGUGCAUACCGACCAUGCUUACCAGGCCACGCCCCCUGUGACCAUUCCAGGAUCAGCCAAGUUCACCCCCAAUGGCAGCAGCUUCAGCAUUUCUUGGCAGUCUCCUCCAGUUACCUUCACCGGCAUUCCAGUGUCACCAACACAUAAUCAUCUGGGGGGCACAGGAGAGCAGAGACAGCACACUCACACGGUCUUGUCCUCACCACCCAGAGGGACCGUCAGCCUGAGGAAACCCCGGGGAGAGGGCAAGAAGUGCCGCAAGGUGUACGGCAUGGAGAACCGGGACCUGUGGUGCACGGCGUGCCGCUGGAAGAAAGCCUGCCAGAGGUUCACUGACUGACCCCUGAGACCACCGAGCCGGCGGCCCGCCGCCCCGCUGCCCUCGCCUUCCACGGCAGGCUCUGGAAAAGCGCUUUUUCUUCCGAACAAAAUCCACUUGAAGCCCAGGAAAAGCACUUCCAGGAAACUUGGUGGAAUGACAGCAAAAAAAUAAAAUAAAAUAAGGUCACCACCCUCACUGCUCUUGCUGAGAACCCAGCAUCGGGCAGUUUGUUUGUUUGUUUGUUUGUUUUUCCUUGAAAAAAGAACAGUCUGGUUUUUUUUUUCCUGCUGUAUGUCUAGGUCUGAAAACUGCAGACUCCGUAGCAACUGAACCAACAAAGCCUGUUUGACCUAGAGCGGAGGCAUAUUUUGAUAAGCUUUCUGAAUAAUGCCAUUUCUGAGAUUUUUGGGGACAUAUUAAAAGAACAAGAAGCUCCACGUUAUUCGGUGGCAUCUGUACAGAGGUCAACGCCUCCUUUCCUUGUGAACAGCAUUCUCCCCCGACCUCUCGGAGCAGUGCACAUCAUGGCGUGUUGCCAGAAAGCUCAGCACCUGGGUAUCUCUUCUCUGUCUCGUUUGUCCGUCUGUCCUGUUUCCAAGAUGGGCCCCGCCUGGAACCGCCGCGGCGCUGUUGGCCGGCAGGGCCCGGAGGGCAUCCCCUCGCCAAGCGAUCACCAGCAGACUUCAGCCCCCAGCUGAGCCCAGGACAUCCCGCCGCGGGAACCCCAAGGAGUCUAGCGGUCUCAGAAGCCCUUCCCCGGGGGGCGCCUGGGGCCCGGCCCCGUGCAGGACCCGCGCGGGCGGCGGCUGUCCGGGUAAGCCUCGAUGCUUCUUUCAGGGACGCGGGGCAGACGGCGGCCCCCGGUCUGUGGGUCACUGCUCGUCUGACAGUGUCCUUGCCAGGACAGCGGGUCAGCUGGCCUUCCCUCCAAUCUCCACCCCGGGCUGGUUUCAGAAAAGGUAGAGAGCUCGGACUAUCCCCGCAGUUUCGCUACGCACGGCGGAGCACACCGCCCACGUCCCCACCUGUUGGGAGAGACGGGCGAGGUCCGCAAACUCACAUCCAUUCUGAGUGCACUUUCCUAGGUUGUAUGCUUUAGCGCGUCCGGGAGAUGGGCUCGUGACCCACAGAAACAUGAUCUGGGUACAUGGGAGGUCCCAAACUUUAUUUUUCUUAUAAAAAUAUUGGAACUGUUGGCUAAGAAUUUGCUCAGAGGGGAACAUACAGAACACCCAAAGGAAAAUGCAUGUGGGUAUAGGCGUUUCUCAAGCUGGUCGGACCAGGGCUCUCACUGUGUUUCCUAGCCCGCUACGUAUGUACGUAUGUUGGUUGGUUGCUUGGUCGGUUUUGGUGGUAGUGGUAUGGAGGAGGAGAGUUUAUAAACUCGUCCACCCUACUCUGGAUUGCCCUGCGAAUGAGUUCUUUCUCCUAUACCUAUGCAAAGUAGUAAGAGCACCUUAUGGGGGCGCUGUGUCAGGACGGAGAGCCUACGAUCAGCCAUAGGAAUGUUCGAUGAAAUUGCACAGAAGAAAGUUUAAUAUAUGUUGAGAGACUGUACAUACACUUUUCGUUUUAAAGCUUUGAAAGAACUCAUCUAGUAAUAACGAAUAUCCUUUUCCUUUUAUAAUCGAGGGAAAUAGAAGGAGGUCCCACAGUAUCGUAUCCACAACCUGUGUGUUCGUAUCUUUUUGGCAAAUUUAUUUUAUAAGCUUUCAUGUGACUUUUCAAACAUUAUUCCUUGGGAGGGAUCCUGUUUUCCUCCAUUUAUUUUUAUUUCAACAACGCUUAUUUCAAGAGAGCAGGAAAAGAGGAAAAGAGCUUCAUUUAAUUUCAUGUCAGGAUUGCCAAUCAGGAGUAGCUAUGGCACAAGUUAUAAUGUAUGUUUUCAUAUUUACAAGGUCAGCCAGGAAAGGGCUUCUUUUUUUUUUUUUAGGAGGAAAUGUAUUUGCAUUCUCAGUCCCAGCAUGUCUUGUCUCCUCCCUGGAAUCCUGUUGCUCUACCUGUAGGCACCCUCUGCAAUGACUUGAUGCUCCAGCCUGAGCUGCGGGUAGGCUGCUUGGUGGCCACAGUGAGUCCAAAAGGGAUAGUUAGCUGGAGCACAAUCCCUGCGCAGAGGUUUUUCUCUUCAGGGAGGCUCCCUGGCCCGUGAUCCUGGGAUUAAGUCACUCAUCAAAAAUAAUCAAAGUGAUGAGGGGCUAAAUCCAUCCUCCCCACCCCCCAGAACUUUGGAACAUAAGGAGGGAGAGGUCUUCACCAGGGAGCCGUCCUGGAAUGAGGUUUUGUAGCUGGACCCUAGAGAGGCAGGCCAUGAUUAGUUCUGAGCUCUGGCCUGGGGGGGAGGGUCCAAGCUCAGUCUUUACCUGGUUUGUAGCCAAUGCACAGGUGCAAGCAGAAGUGUAGAGCUGAAGGCAAAUUGCCUGGGAUUUUUUCACCUUUCUAAAGCCUUCUUUACACAUACUCUUCUGCAUCUCCUACCCACGUAGGGGCUCCUUUCUGCCGACUGGCUCUGAUCUCUGUGUAUCUUCUUCUCUGGUAUCCAGGUGUGCACAGACCCUUCCUGCACACACACACACAUCCAUUCUUUGUACCAAGGCAUGUCAUAAAUAGAGAACCACCAAAAUUCACCUGGCUGGCCUUGGGGUGGGGAGUGUAGGGGGAGUGAUUAAUUUAAUGCAAACCACCCAGAAAGCGAUGAAUUGCAAUAUAGAGCUCUGGUUUUAAGAGCUAAAAUUUAAAAAAAAAAAAGAGAGCUAUUUUGUUAUAUUUUGGAAUUAAAUGAAGUGCCAAAUUAAGCCCAUUCAUUUUCUGCCAUUGCUGUGGUACCAUGUUCUUUUGUGUCUUCAUUUGGCGAGGGGAAGCAGAGGAUGGGUGGAAAGGGCGGUCCCACAGCAUGCUGGCUGGUUAACUGAAGCUCCGUCCAUCCCAGGGACCUCAGACACCUGCGUGUGCAAAAGGAAUGGCAAUACACGGAUUCUGGACACAAAGUAUUUCUAAAGAAGGCGUCCUAUAGCCUUUUGACCUUUCUCUCCCUUGAUCCCCCUCCCUUCAGAAAAUAGUUCUCAUCUCUGUCUAAAGAAGGCAUCUCAUAGUAAUGGACGGGCAUUCUUCAGGGAGCUACAAAGCAAAGAGUCCAUCAGGCUGUAGUAUUAAGACUUAGUCUUUCCCAGUGGAUAUAUACCCAAUCUGUGGGAAGCAGUGUGACAAGUUGGAGACAACAUGCAGGUAGCAAGUCGGUUGGUUGGGGACCGAGAGAUAUACAAGAGGUCUAUGGACAUCUGGCUCCCACUCAUCUUCUUAAUGCUGGUCGGCCAGGGGGGACUGUUUCUGGGCACCUCCGAGGGAGCUGUCAUGUGGUCCCCCAGGAGUGGCUGCCCGAAGCAAGAAGAGAGCUCCCGGAAGGGAAGCAGCUUUGCCCAGGGAUACAGGACCUCACGCACAUCUCUAGGGGACACAGAUUUCCCGCCCCCUUGCGUGCUGGCGAGUUUCCUCUCUUGGUUGGGAAAAGCCAGUGUCAGGAAGAAGGCAGCUGGUUUCCACCUGAGGGCAUGCCCAGCUGCGGAGUGCCUGUCAGCCCCGCCACGCACCAAGAUGCCCUUCAUUAGACGAUUCCAUGUCAUAACUGUGCUGCCGAUGAAAACUUGAAAUAGACAAGGAUGGGGGUUACAGUUCUUGGGCUUUCCAAAAUCUUUCCCCGGGAAAUAGUUACAUGAAUGUUGCAAGAGAUUUCUGAAACUGAAAUGCCCUCUAUCAGAUUUCAAGAUCUUUUGAGUUUCAGUUGGCUGUCUCCAGUGUCACACGAAGCCACACUUCUGAAAGCCACGUUGGGCUCUGAAUUUGCCGGUGUGGCUGAACCCAUUUCCUCCUCCUUCAGACUUCAUCGGAAAAAGAAAGAGCAGCGUUCAAUUGAGAAUGUUGAGAGAGAAGUGGCAAGGAUUGUACCUACAGGAGAGAAUACCUUGAGAAUAGUAGCAAAAUACUGUAAAUAAUAUUCAUUUCCUCAGGGAAAAUUAAAGGGUAUGUGAAAGAGAGAUCUGGAGGAUCUUAAGACUAGAAAGACUUUUAUUAUCUCUAGAGUCUUUUCGGGUCAGAACUGUUUGGUGUUUGGGGGGUUUGUUUUGUUUUUUAAGGAACAUGAGAAUUAUUUCAAGGCAGAUUUCCAUGAACUGGACCACACCAACUUUCGGAGAUGUGCAGGAAUGCUAUAUGAGAAAGAGCUAUUUCUUUGUGGCUGACGGCGGCCUGAGGCUGACCUUUGAACCCCAAGCACGCUCCCUGGCCGGUGUUCAUAAACUCAUGGAAGGCUUUUUCUGAAUGUAAUUGUGAAUACGAAGCCUUGGUGUUCCUCUUUCGAAUCGGCCGGUUGGAUGACUACACGCAGAAUCCCGUAGGUGAGAGCUGUUAAAGACGCGUGUUUUGUUUUAAUGGCAUGUUAAGGAGCAAACUUCCACGGACUUAAUGCGGACAAGGUGCUGCUUUUUCUCAUGACCCUGUAGAAUUUCUAUCGACCGCAUCAACUGUAGCGUUGACCUGUAUGAACACAGGGAAGGAUCUGUGCAUACAAAUGAGUGGGAACAGAGCAGAAUUCAUGAAUAUGGAUGAGGAUGUGGAUCCUUUUGGAGAAGGCGCUGGCUACACGGGUCAACUGGAAAUUUCAUUUCUCUCAGAAAAUAACCCUACCAGCGGCACAGCACCCCCCUCCUCGUUCUCAGACCUGUGCGGAUUCCUCCACGCUGGAACUGUGUUGUUGUGUCUUUUUGCAUUGUAACUCGUCAAACCAGAAGUCCGUAAAUGAAAUGAGAUUAGCACUUUUAGGUACCAAGUGUAUGAUUAAGUAAUGCACACCAAUAGAUCAAGAAAGUAUAAAAUGUAUUUAAGACCGACCGGUUUGCUUAUUGUGACUGACUUUGAAAAAGCCCGUAUCCAAUGAUAUCCAUGCUUUAAAAGGUGUAUCUAUCCUGGGACCGGAAAUCAAAAAUGGGAAUUUUACUUCUGGUCCUGUUUUGUAAAUAGUUCCUUUUUUUUUUUUUUGAAGACAAUCUCAUGUUUUAUACCUUUUUCUGUAGGUCUGAGAAUCACAAUGGUAAUGUGUUGUGUCAAAAAUGUAAUCUUAAAUACGAUAAUAAUUAUAACUCAUUUUCCAAAUAAGACAAGGAUUAUACCGCUUUAGGCUUCUACGGUUCUAAGAGACAUGACACUUUUAUAAUAAGCAUUAGUACUUAACUUCUCAAGUUAACAGAACUGGAAAUAUUUUACAAGAUGCCGUGUUUUGUAAUCACAAAGAACAUGAACAUUUUGUGGGAAAUGACCUUGGUUUUAUACAUUGUAGCUUAUUUUUUAAAAUACAGUAUUUACCAGACAGGAAGUGUUAGUAUUAUAAGCAAUUCCUGCUCUCCAAACAAAGGGCUAUGCCUCUUUUAAGCAAGUGUUUAAUGCAUAUCUUUUCAAUGAACCCUCUGCAGCAAGGGUAGAAAUGCAGAUCAGACGGAAAGAGUAUUACAAGAGAGUAAAGCUAGCAACUGCUACUCCUUUUAUCAUUGCCAGUGUGUUUGCAAAGUAUGAUGGAAAAAGACACAGAAAGAAUCAUCCUUUGUAUCUUAAAUCAAAAAAAAGAAUGUUAGUAGAUAUGCUUGCAGGCAAUGGGAGAAAUAUUCUUGGAAAUUCUUCACUGGGUGGUAAUUUCCCAAACCACGGUAUAUAAGCCCAAAGAUAGAAUUUUUAGGCGAUCAGUGGUGUUUAAAGUAGUUUUUCCUCAGCACUAACUCAGUAACUUUAAUUUCCUUAUCAAAGCAAGUGCUUGAUUUGUCACAAGAAGAACGAAUAGACAUGCAAGGUUGCGAUCAGAAAGUCACGGUAUUCCCAAGAGUCGGGAAACAAGGAAGGGAGCCUUGGAGAGUUUAUUAACUGCACAAAUAAUUUUGAGCUUUGCCAAAAGCAUUUCAUAAUGCUGUUCAGUUUUUUUCUAGCCCACUCACUGUUAAGAAAAAAAAAAGCAAGCAUCUUUUCUUUCUAAGAUUUCAGGAACUCAAAAGCUAGACUAUUUAGCAGUAAGCAGAUAACAUCAAAUGUAAAGCUAGGAUAGAAUGACCGUAUACCCAUUGGGCAACUCCUAUGAAGUGGUCAGAGGGUCACUCAGAUUUUGCUUUCAAAUAGGCUUUAGAAUCUGCACACAUGAGGACUAGAAAUGCAUGGAGACAGGGAAAACCAUAUACAGCCUCAACUCCUGGUCUCUGAGAUGAGGCUGUCUACAAAUCUGUAUCUUCAUUCCCUUAACUAUCUCCAUCGUUCGCAUUAAAUCCCCAAGAAGUGCUUAUUGCUGUGUGGUUCUGAGCCAAAUGAGUCUUGCUUCUUUUUGAAAUAGAAGCUUCCUAAUGGUUUAUAGCAGAAGCCUUAGAAAAGCCAGGCAGGAUCUGUAAACGAACGAUUCAGAUCAGGCAACACAGGGACACUACAGAACGGUGGAGAUGCUGGUAAACCAGAGAGCUCAUGCCCCCGUUGCGUGGGGCACCCAGCCCUAGACAAUCAGAACCAUGCAGAAAUCAGGCCCAGGGCUUCUAGAUCUUCUGACUUGGAAGUAAGAUGUUACCAGACAUUUAAGUGUUGACAGUUCAAAUUCUUGGCCAACACUGUGCAGACCAAAGAGAACCUACAUAUGGGCAGAGGCAGCCUCUGGCCACCAGUCUCACCCGCUGGGGAAAGCACAUCUCACAUCCCACGGCCACUGGGUCAGGUUCGUCCCUCAGGCCCACAGACUCACACGUUGGCACGAUCUGGGCCACUAAAAUCAAAAGAAGGGAAAGAGGUCAGUUCUCCCCAGAAACCAUUCUCAUGGAAGACUUGAAUAUAAAAAUAGAGUAUCCUUAAGCUAGCCUUGCCUCUGAUCAAAAUACGCUGAAGUACUAUCCAGCUCUCCCUGUCCCCUUCUGGCCUGCCGAGGCCAUGCCCCAAAGCAUGGAAGAACAGUCAUCCCAACUUAAGUUCUCACCUACCGUGACCACUGUGAUGAAGGUCUGGCAAAGAGCAGCCUCGUGCCUUCAGAGAAGGCAGCCAGGAGCCCCUGGAGUUUGAGAUAGCACACUCUGUCUCCUUGUGCCAAAGCCCUUUGCCAGCCCCUCUACACUCCUUCCCACUCCAUCCUGCCUCAAGAGUUUUCAUGCCAGGGUAAAAUUUCCAUUGUUUCAUCUCCCCUAGAGCAACACCCUUGCUUCAGAACCGGUAGAUAUUUUAGAGUGUCCACUAACCCCCAAAAUGGAGUUUUUCCACCCAGAAAAUGUUCGCACAUUUGUCUGAAGGCAAAGACAAAAUGGGAAUGAAUGGGUCAUGGAAAAAAUUAGAAGUUGCUUCUUUGGCUCCAAUGGACUGUUACUUAGACUGUAUCUUACACCAGAGUCCUGAUCGUAUUGGGAUAAUUGCUAACCCUUUCACAUAUAUUAUAAAGCAUGUUUCUUUCAGAUACAUUAUUUCAUUUGACCUUCCUAAGGACCCAGUGUAGAGUAGGAAUAUUUGGGAUCACCUCCACGGCCAGCCCAGGAUAGUGUUAAGCCCGUGAGUCAGCCCUGUCACUGCCUGAAGGGAGGAGAAGAAGGGCUUGGGAAAGCACUGGCUCAGACUGAUAGCAUCUUUCAGAUGCUAAACCUGGAAAGACACAGGGACCCGCCAGGUUCUCAGCUCAGGAUCUUCAGCAUAGAAACCCAAGUGUGCACUCAUUCCCCAUUGUCACAUGCAAACUUAAUCAAUGCCAGCAGCACCCCUUUAGGCUGCUGCCAUGCCCGUACUCCCCAAGGUCUAACCAUCUAAAUGGUUAAUCAUAGGAGUUUCUGAGCUAAUAUGAUGUUUUGAGUAAAAGUUUUGACUCCUUGGGAACAAAAUUAUUUUGCUGCCACCAUUCAACAUUUGCUCUCCAUGUAAACGGAAAUCAUUGCCAGAAUACUGAAAAACAGCUCAAAUUUAUUAUUUUUAAUGAUCAAAUCCAACUCAAAGUUGGAAAUACCCAUGAGAUGGUGAAGUUACAUUUAAAUACGAAUGCAAAUGAAAUGACUUUGUUGAGGCCUGAGAUCUCCAUCAGGGUGAGUGACUAAAAGGCUGUCCAGUAAUGAAGAGAUUUCAAGGGACCCUUCUCGCUCUACUUUACCAGGCUUCCCAUCAUGAGUUUAGGGUGAAGCCACUCCCAGGGAGUGUAGUCAUGGAGCUAGAAGGGACCUAAACCAUUUUGGCCUGCCACCUAGUUGAUUAAAAGGCUUUUUGAUAAGUGAUGUGUUUGCUCUCUGUCCGAGAAUAGAGGAGGAGGAGGAGGAGGAGGAGGAAACAGCCAAGCACUCUCCUCCUCUUUGGGGAAGAAGCCUGUUUUGCAGGACUGAGCACUGGGCCCCAGUGGCAGGGCUUCGUGAACAAGCAGGAAGCGGAGGUUCCAAAACAAGAUAACUCUAGACUCUGAAAGAAGGCAGGAUUGUGAAUUCAACGCUCAAAUCGCCAUCUUUGUUUUUAAAAAAUGUUCUUUCCUAUUGGGCACCAUUCACGUCAUUAUUAACAGCCAGCUUCCGAAGAAAAGGGCCCCUUUAUUUAUAGUAUGAAAAUGCUAAAAAUGAAUUCUUGAGCAUAAUUAACUGUUACUUUCGAGGUAACAGUUGCUUACGAGGGACAAUUCCCUAAAUUUUUAAUUCAGAAAAUUCACGAGAGUGGAAUGUAGCAACUCCUGAAAAAGGCAAGAGAGCUGUCAUUAAAGAAAAUUUUCUUUCAAAAAAAAAAAAUUGCUCAUCUGCUUCCUUCUGAAUUCUUUCUACAUCUCUGACUCAGGAGGAAAACCAGGACUCUGGAAAAGAAAUUGAGCGUAAAGAGAGAGAGAGAGAGAGAACAGUUCCCAUUCUGGUGAUUAGUCUUAACCACCCUCCCUUGUCCUCCCCACCCGCCCCCAUCUUGGCAACCAUCUCCUGUUCGCUUGUGUGAUGUUACUGAGGCCACACUGUUAUUAUGUAUGUUCCCUUCCAAAAAUUCCAAAUUAAACACCUUUGCUUCUGUGCUGCUGACUUCUCACUCUUCAGUUAAGGUCCAAGGGGAUAAACAGGACUAUGACUGUACGUGAGGCUCAGUCGGUGAGGCUAUCCUCUUCUUUCCAAGAAAAAUUUCCAUCCGUCUGAACAGCCCCUGGUGAUCAUCCACACAGCAGGUCAACCUGCGACACACAUCACAACACUCAGACAGACUCGCUGACAAAGGACAAGGCAGAUCUCUAAUCCCUUCACCUGGACUCAAAGCCCUCUGCUCGAGUCACCCACCAAGCCCUUCCACGGGGAAAGCCAGCUGUGUGAUCAGACCACUUGGAAGGACAAAAGGGAGCUUCACAUUUCAUGUCGCUGGGCCCUGAACUCUGCCCGCAAUUAUACAGCCUGAAAACUGACUUGGCCUUUAUUGUGUGAAAAGUAGGUGACUCCCGCAAGGUAUAAUUAUUUUGACUUUAUAUGUAUGCAAGGAGAAAGCUACUCCAGUCUGCUCUCACUGGUAAGCCCCUGUCCCUCACCCUGGUGGAGUUCUCUUCCCAUGCUUUGGGCACACAUGACCAAGACAGAGAGGAAAAAGGGAGAGCUUUUGGGGCCAGCAACGCAAGAGCUGGAAUUACCCCUCAGGGAUCUACAGUGUAGUGUAAUUAUAAACUGCCCCCCCCAAAAAAGAUUACAAAUCCUUGCUUUGCUUUUUAUGCCUUUUUAUCCUAUUUUCUGCUAAUUGGAAAUCAAUGACUGUGACUUGACCAAGCCCUGUGAUAAUAUAGCAAAGCCCCUUCUUCCAAAGUAUCCUGAUGGUCUGGGGAACCUCUGUGAUCACUGGUAGAAAGCUUUAGAAUAGACUUAGAUUUUUAGGAAAGAACUCAAUACCCCCAAAAUGUUCCAUGACUUCAAUAACUGAAAAUGCUCUGGGUGUAAAACAACCCAGAAAUGUGGAUUAUAUAUGUUUUUAAAAAAAAUGCCAUUAAUCAAUAUUUUCCUACAACAUGACCUAGAAUUCCUAUUUUUAUAAUUAAUGGUUGGAUGAUGAUCAGCCAUUUAAACAUAUGCUCUCUGGAAUAACCAGAUACUAGUGUAGUUUCCAAAGUGUUUCAUGUCUCAAAAUCUAUAUACUUAGAAGAAGAACUCAGGAUAAGUAAAACUCGCUAGGUCCCAAAGGGUUCAUGACCAUCAUCAAAUGCAACUACCAAGUGGCCUACGGUCAUCUUUCUCAAACGAGGAGGCUGGGGAGCGAGAGAACAACAGUAAUCACAAACCCUCCGUUGCCCUUAGUCCAUGGUAAGGUUUAAAAAAAAAAAAACUCUUUUAAAAAUUAAGCCAUCUUUCAAAUUGUUUUCUACACCAAAUCUAAAAAUGUUAAAACAAAAUUAUAAAAUAUUUCAAAUGGGGUAUUUAGUGGAAAUGCUGUCAGUAAGAAGCAUUGCUUUUUAGUGCCCGCAAAACAACGUAAAGCGGGAAGGAAGAGAAAGCAGCAGUCCUUCCUGUGUGAUGCUAGUGGGGAAAUGACAGGAGUUAACCAGGCAUUGGGCACUAAUUCAAAGGCAAUGUGACGAUGCUAUCCGAUUUUGAGAGAUCUUCUGAAAUACAAUCUUACCACCAUUUGGAGGUAAGGAAGUACUUGCUUACAAAAAAGUCUUUAAUAUUAGUGAAUGAAUGUAUAAAGUUACAAACUAUGCAUUUUCAAAGAGUAACAUGUAUUUUGUAUCAAAUCCAAGUAAAUUUUUUCACAGAGUUAUCAGAAACACAAAUUACUCAAAAUAAACUUGAACACAUAACAUUAUGGGAAUGUGGGACUCCCAUCUCUAUUCUUCCAGCUGAUAUUUUUCAAAACAGUGCAUUGAAAUUUCAGACUCUAAACAACUUCAGCCAUUAAGGUAAAUAAAUAGGAAAUGGUUUCUAUUUCACUUCUGAAGCAGAAAUGAGAAAUGCUGGCUGUUACAAAACGUGCCCGGUUUUUUGAAGGUGGAUCUUCUAGUAACACUGGAUUAACAGGCAAACAAAACUGCGCAAGGUGAAGACGCAUCAUUGGAUAAAUAUAGCCUAGGUCAUGUCUGUUGUGUUUAAUUCUCACUCUGAAAACACAAAUUACUCUCCAAAGGAAUUGGGUGAUAGCGUUUUGGAGAACAAAAUAUAAAAACGCUGUCCGUCAAAUCAUCAGGCUUUUUUCAAAAUCACAUGGAGAUAAUUACUUAUACAUUUCUGGAACAUCCACUUAGAAUAUACACACGUUUCUUCAGCCUUCUUGUUGAUUUUUUAUUUCCAUGAAACUUUUACCCUACUAACUUACCCUUGCUCCUUAAUCAGUACUUUGUUACUCAGCAUGAGAAACACCUUCUUUUCUUUCAUCUGACAGUAUUGAAAUAACUCCAUUUCUCUACCGUUCUAGUUCUCUUCUAUGUCCGUUGAGCAAGUUUCUCAACUGUUUGUAGAAAUAUGGAAAACACAGAAACACGCACUUCUAAACCUGGUACUUACGGUUAUACUGGAUAUGUUUGCUACCUAGGUAGACAUUUUGGGGGGUGGGUAUGUGUCUUUUUAUAUGAUUUCUAGCCAAAUGCAGAUGUUCUGAUACUACAUUUCUGAAUACCUAUCUGACUGUAAAUACAGCCUGUGGACGUUCAGGUGAAUACCGCUUGGACGUGACUGUUCCUCGGCCGUGCUCCUUGCCAGCUUUUGGCCCAUUGUACAUAGAUUUGUUGAAUGUUUAAAUGACGUUGUUUUUUCUAAAUGCUGUUCUCUAAAACAACUUUUUGAAUGUUUUUUGCUUUCCAUUGUUUGGGACUUUGUGUGUUGGUUUAAAAAACAAAAAAAAAAAAAAACAAAAAAAAAUGUUUCCUAAAUAUUUCACACCAGGAAAAAGAUUUCAAAUAAACUGGUGCUAAUUGAAAUAGAAGAUAAAUUUCCGAUGUGAAGACUUACCACAUGAGACGUUCACACCAGGUGAACUAAACUGCACUUUCCCGAGGGGACAGCUGGUGCCUCCCUUCCGUGAGCAUCAGGAGGACCACUGAAGGUUCACAGGUUCUGUGGCCCACUUAAGUGUAAUGCGUAAAAAUGGCACUGUCCCCGCAGCGUUGAGGAUUUGCCACACUGGUCCUAUGGAAGCAUUUAGGUAGAAGUAAAGGCUUAGAGUAAGAAUCAAUUUAGUAAUAGUCUUCUGGUCUUUGGACUUUCAUGUUCUGUAAUGCUUAGCUGUAACAAUGAAUAUGGUGUUGCCAAUGUAGUCUGACAUCAUCGUUGACCUGUACUUAUUGCGUGUAUGGUUCUACCUUGGGUUGCACUGGCACAUGCCAAGCGGGAACACUGGACUUUCAAUAAGACCAUCCUGACUUCUACAGUGUCCACACAGAUGAAUUUAAAUGCACUUGUAACUGGUUAAUUACCAUGGAGUCUAACUUCCACUUAAUAAAAGUUUUUGUGUAUCUGCUUCUA